Messenger RNA from Hydractinia symbiolongicarpus, 3664 nucleotides. RefSeq lists its product as uncharacterized. The transcript is spliced from 2 exons. NCBI's taxonomy places the organism in Eukaryota, Metazoa, Cnidaria, Hydrozoa, Anthoathecata, Hydractiniidae. The record is from RefSeq and is a predicted model, not a curated record. The coding region runs from base 485 to 1966 and encodes 493 amino acids.
CAAGAUAGGAUCGCGGAUCGUUCGUGUCGCGCAUGAUACGCGCUCACGAUGUUAGGUAUCCUGAUUCCAGUACGGUAGUUUAGUCCUUCAGUAUAAGUCUUUCAAAACUUUAUUUGUUAAAAUACGUGCGAAAAAUGGCUUCGACGGCAGAGGAAAUAAAUAAUCUGUGGUUUUACAAUUGUUACAAGAAAAAAAUAACCCCUAGUAAAAAGAUUCUCUGGGACCUGGUUGAGGUGGGGAUUAACAUAGCAAACAAAACGAUAUACCACUCUUCAUUCAGUGUUUAAUUGUAAUCUUGCAGUAUAUAUUUGCUAUAAGCUACUUCCUACCACGAAAAAAUGUGUUUUGUUAAUAUGUUUAACAGUUUUACACCACUUAAGGGCUCUAUGAAGUGAAUUAAAAAAUCGCACGGGAAAAUAUAAUAUGGAUUCAUAACACUUGGGCAACGCAUCUUAUUUUGUAUAUGCAGAUAACUGACUGAGCAAUGGAACAGUUCCUUUCUGAUGCAAAACGUUUGGUGCAGAGGCUUCAUAAUCAUGAUAAUUCUGUAGAUAUUUUGAUCAGCGAGACAACAAAUUUGCAAAAUAAAUUAAUUGCCAUGAGACAGUAUCAUGAAGAAGUAAAUAAAAUGAAUGAAAAUGCGAACCAUCGUCCCAGAAGUACCCUGGUAUUGGGUAGUCAGUUAGAAAACCAGCGUAUACAAAAUUUGGAGCAGGAAAACCGAGAGUUAAGUGUAUCACUUGCAGAACAUCAAUCAGCAUUAGAAUUGAUCAUGAACAAGUACAGGGAGCAAGUGUUAGUCAUGAUGAAAGCUAAUGGAACUGACAUGGUUGUGAACACCAGCAACCCACUUUCUGCCAAGGAAGUUUUUUUAAGCGAGAGAAUUGCUGAAAUGGCAAAUGUCAUGAGGCGAUCUGCACUAAUUGAUGAAUCAGAGUCUGUUAAAGAAAUAGAAAUCCUGCGAAGUUUACAAGUUGAAAAUAAAAAUUUACGGGACCUUUUAAAAAUUAGUGGUCAGAAGUUACCCAAGCAAUCUUAUAACUUUGAUGAAAUGUAUGCAAAUCUUGGGGGUAAUCUUAUGGACAAUAAUUAUUCAGCAAAAAACAUUACCACAUAUCAAAAAGAUGUUGUAAACAACAAGGAUAGUGGUAUAUAUGGAAGUCAACAUUCCUCUCUUCAUCAUGUCAAACAAGCUGGUGGUAGCAACACAAACUUGAACAGAAUAACUCAAUAUGACAGCUUGGAGAAGUUAUUCCAAAAAUCCACUGAAGAUGAGUCAAGUAACAAUGCUCCAGCGCCUUCAUUUGAAGACGGAUCAGAAAACUUUUUUGUUAGUGCUAGUCCCGAAGAUAAUUGCUUUCGAGCUAUUAUAACUGACAUUAAACCUUUAGAACAUAGUUUUGACACGAAUAAUGAUCCAACUAUUUCUGUUGAUGAAAAUACUGAAUCCGACCUUGAUUUUGAGUUAAGUGAUGAAAGUUCAAACAUUUCUGAAUAUCAUGUUACUGAGUCAAAUGAAAAAAUUAAAAAGCAGUUAGAACAAGAAAGUAACAAAAUUUCUAACGUCGACAACAAUAAAAAUGUUACAAAUGGUUUAUGUAAUGGUGAAACAGAUGCCAUACAAAUGCUGGAUAAUAUUUUGGAUUUAGAUGACGAUUUAGAUGUAGAGUGCGAAAAAGAAGAGCAAAAAACUGAUCUUGCAAAUAGUUCAACUGAAAUUGUUGUUAGCGACAACGAUGUCGAUGUAACCUUAGAGUUGAAUACAAAUAAAAGUUUAAUUAAUGCUCAUGCUGAGAGUAUUGUGCCUAGUGAUAACACAACAGUUAAAAUUGAUACAUUAGUAAAUGGUGAUGUUAGCGAUGAUGAUUCUGAAGCAACUUUCACUGAAGACGAUGUGAGUCAAGCACUAUCUGGGUUCGAUUCAUUUCUGGAUGAUGAAAUUGAUGUAAAUGGAUUUGAUGAUUAGUUAAAGUGUUACAUAUUUUUUUCCUAUUUCUUUUGGCAUAAACCAUGUAAAUCUAACAUUAAAGAUAAUAUAACCAUCACAGGAAUUUUUUCAAGCCUUUUUAAGUUCUUUGUAAAUUUGAAGCAUUGUUUCUAAAAAAAUUUUUCUUGCUAAAUAUAUAUAUGUCUUUUUUUCGUAUUCGAUUUUCACGAUAUAAAAUAUGCAUUUCUCAAUUCAAUACUUCUCAAUUCAAUACUUCUAUAGCUUGAUAUAAACAAUGAAAACAGCAAUAAAAGUGUGAUUUUAAAUUUCUGUGGAGUUUGAGUGAUUUGGUUGGACUAGUGAUCUCCUAACUUAAGGCAUAAUAAAGAAAUAUUGUCAAUUUUAUCAUUUCUCAUUGUUCUAAUUCAAUAUAGUUAAUUCUUGAUAUUAUAUAUUUUGGGUAUGGUAAUGGUUUUUUCAUCUCUAUUUUUAAGGUUUUAUUUUUCAUGUUUUGGUUUGCAAAAAGUGACACCAUUUAUUAUGUGCCAUAAAGUUAUAAGUAUAAAAUUGCAGAUUUUUUUUGUUUUAGAAACAUAUUUUAACAUAAUGAAUAGAACAAUUACUAAACAAUAAAAGAGGAGUGAACAUUUCAUAUGCUAAAGUAAAAUUUAAAAACUAUAUUUUUUUCACAACCUUCUGCACUUUUUAAAGUUCUGAAACUCUAUUUUCGAGUCUCCUAACAACAAUUAUUAGUAUUACAGAAUUUUUUUGCAAUGAGAACAAAAUGAAGGUAUCUCCCAACAAGUUUUCAUUCUGUAUCUUCAGGGCAUUGUUUAAAAUGCAGUCAGCUCUUCUCAAACUUUCAAAUUAGGAAUAUUAAUAUACCUGAUUCAAUAUCUUUUGGACAACCAAACUUUUUUUUUUGAGGUACUCAGAUAGAGGCAACCAAAUGUAGUUUUUAUAUAAAUUCUUAAAAAUCUGGUAUAUUAUAUAAUAUAAAUUAUUAAGUUUUCCUUUGUAAAGAGCAUUGUGUAAAAAUUUUUUUGAUUUUAUAUAAGGUAGGUAUAUAUAUAUAUAUAUACUUUCUGAUAUGUCAAGAACUCUAUUUAACCAUAUCCAGCACAUCAGCUUUACAUUUUUUCACUUUGGAAUUUUGUUUACUAUACAACAAAUUUCUAAGUGAAAGUAGUAUUCUCAUUAAACAGGCUGUCACAACAUGUUAUUUUUUGCUUGCAAACUCAAGAAUAAUUUGUUUCGGUAUGUGUGUAUGGAUUGUGUUAAUGAAGCAAAACCUGUGAUCUAUAUAUUUUAGUUAUUCGAUUUUAACACCGUAAAGACAUGCUUAUUCCAUAGUGUAGGGUGAACUUAGUGAGGUAUUUCCAAGGGACCUGACAUGUUUUUAAAGUAUGCAUGUGUGGGUGGGAAAGGGGAGGGGUGCAUAUAUAGUUUUAAUAUGUAAAUUGUCUCAACCAAAUCUUAAUUGUUAACAGUGACUUAAAAAAGAAUGAAUAAAUGUCCUUGUUGAUCUACAAAAAAGUUCUCUUUCAAAACAAAUUUUGUGCAUGUCAAAUGAAGCUCUAUUAAGCGUUCCUUUAUUCAACAGUUGUGUAAAAAAUCGAAUAAUUACACUAUAUAGUAAGUCUUCUCAAUAUACAAGUCGCUACCAGCCAGUUGUAAAAAAAUAGCAGAAAGCCCUUGUUCAUAUUAAAAUUUAUUGAAAUAAAGAUUGUUCUCAUA